Molecule: messenger RNA, 1460 nt
Organism: Trematomus bernacchii (emerald rockcod)
Lineage: Eukaryota; Metazoa; Chordata; Actinopteri; Perciformes; Nototheniidae
Biological process (GO): elastic fiber assembly
Source: RefSeq, a predicted model, not a curated record
AAACACGUGAUCCACAGUCUGUAUAAAUGCCUAGGUUCCAAACAAGAGUCACCUCAAACAACAGAGUGAACUCAGCGUAGACCUUCCUCUCCACGAUGAAGAUGAUGCAGGUGACAUUAUUCGUGGCUCUUCUUGGGUUUUUAGCCUCAGCUGCCACUGGCUCGAAGGACUUUCUGCCCAUCGACUGCAAUGAUAUCUAUUGCAAUGACAACACCAGCUCCAGUGGGGUGUACACCAUCUUCCCCGGGGGUCCCGACACUCCCCUGCAAGUCUUCUGUGACAUGAACACUGACGGGGGCAGAUGGACGGUAUUUCUCAAGAGGAUGGAUGGGACUGAAAACUUCUACAGGCCCUGGAGUCACUAUAAGGCCGGAUUUGGGAACCUGGCAGGAGAAUAUUGGCUCGGCCUGGAAAACAUCCUCCUGCUGACUCUGAGGAAGGAGAACGAGCUGCGGGUCGACAUGGAGGACUGGGAGGGGGGGAAGGCAGACGCCAAGUACUCCUCCUUCUCCAUCGAUUCUGAGAAUCACGGUUAUGAGCUUCACCUGGGCAAAUUCACUGGUGGAAACGCAGGGGACAGUUUGACAUUUCAGAACAACAUGAAGUUCACAACGUUUGACAGAGAUCAGGACAAUGACAGUACAAACUGCGCUCUGACUUUUCGUGGAUUCUGGUACUCCAAAUGCCAUCAUGCCAACCCCACCGGCUUGUACGCACCUCGGACCACCACUGUAUAUACCUCUGUUGGGGUUGUCUGGACUACAUGGAAGGGCUCGCAGUACUCCCUGAAAACCUUCGACAUGAAGAUCAGAUCCGUCUCUGGAUGUGCAUGCAGCGCGUCUGCAUUGAGCACCACACCCAAAUACAACGCCUGUUGGCGAGGUAUGGGGGUGCUCUUUUUCAUCACCGCUGGGAAAUCCAUCCGCGCAGAGCUGAGAGUUGGACCUCCGGAUAGCGAGGCGUCCUCGUCGUCGAUCAUCGGAACCGGGGCCGUCUGGCCCCACGGCAGGGAGAACCGGAACGAUGUCCCCUCGCUUCCCCUCGCUUCCCGAAUCGCCCAUGUCCACGACGUCGAGAUCCAGCUCCUCCGACUCCUCCUGCGGGCAAUCUUCUCCAGGAAGUGCUGCCGACGAUGCUCCCUCGUGCGCCGCGGGAUCGCCUGGCAGGCCGAGCACGCCGGCGUCGAGCCCAUACCGUUCAUCGCGUGGUCGGGCCCCAAACACGUGAAGCAGAGGGGGUGCGGAUCGACUCCUGAAAUCAGGUUCGGACAAUUCGGGCAGGCUGGUGUGUGGCAGACAAAGACUGUUCCCGUUCCUGGCGCUGUGUUUGACUACAACCGAAGCAUGGGCGGCGUGGAUGUGUCUGACGCUUUGAUCGGGUACUACAGCGUUCUCCACAAAAUGAUGAAAUGUACCUUCUGUCACAUCCAGUUGAUCAGGUUCUUCAACCUAUUCCAGUAA